UCUGUUUUUCUUUCUUUUUAAAUAGUUGAUUGGUAUGCAGACGGUAAACAAGAUAUUGCUAUGGCCCAGCCUACUCCAAUUUGGAAGUACCAUCGUAUGCUAGCUCACUCCGCUAUCAGAAAAUUCGCAUCUGGUGAAUACUUAGAAAAUAUUACUAAAGAAAUAAGACCAGUCUUGCAAGAAAUCAUAACGGAUAACCUGAAAGAACCAUUCGACCCACAUGACGUCAUUGGUUUUGCUGUUUACAACGUACUUGCCUCCAUGUGCUUUGGUCACAGAUAUGAAGUGAAUGAUCCAAGACUUAACAAAAUUAUGAAAACUUCAAGAAAAGUCAUCUUGGGACUUGGUAAUGGAUGGACUGCUGACUUUAUCCCAUGGUUUCGUCAUGUGCCAAAUCCAUAUUUUUAUAGUUUUAAAAAGAAUACCGCUGAAUUCCAUUCAUUGAUAUUGAAGGAAAUCGAAUGCCAUGUAGAGAGCUUUGAUCCAGGUAAAGGGAAACAAACAAUUGUAUAUUUCUAAUAGAUUAUAAGUUAUUGUUUCUAGCGUCACAAGUUCUUCUGUAAA
Molecule: messenger RNA, 564 nt
Organism: Anneissia japonica
Lineage: Eukaryota; Metazoa; Echinodermata; Crinoidea; Comatulida; Comatulidae
Product: cytochrome P450 1A1-like
Exons: 3
Coding region: 61-519 (152 amino acids)
Biological process (GO): progesterone metabolic process; hormone biosynthetic process
Molecular function (GO): heme binding; steroid 17-alpha-monooxygenase activity; iron ion binding
Source: RefSeq, a predicted model, not a curated record